CAGCGGUGCGUUCUGGAACGGCUGCAACGAGGUAAGAGUCGCGUUGUAGACUUGACUUCCGGCCGAGGGCGGUGGAACAGCUCAAGGGAAAAGAAUGACUUCGACGACGCAUCGGGUGUCGGGUGAUGGAGACGUUGGGAAAACUUCUCUCGAUUCUCAUCUUCCAGAAGCUGAAGCUGGAACCAGAAAGGCAGCGAUGAGGCGGGCGAGCGAUCCAGAACGGGAGUCCAUUCAUCCUUCGUCAAGGCUGACGUUCUCGUUCUAGAAGGGCGAACCCGACGCGAGCGGCGGCGCAUUCCUUUCAUUACCGGAAAUGCCCCCCGGAGGUUCUGUUAUGAUUAAUUCGAUCCAUUCAUCGCAGCGCCUCCACUCCCACAUCUUCCUUUCGCAGCAGCUCGCGUCCUGCCCAAAUCCUCUCUGUUCGAAGCCCUGAUCUAGAGAAGGAAAGGAUAGAGUGUGGAAGGAGAGUGGAUCUCGAUGGCGAGACCGGAGAAGGAGGACGAGAAGAAUGAGAAGAUCAUUCGAGGGCUUCUGAAGCUUCCUGCAAACCGGAGAUGCAUCAAUUGCAACAGCCUGGGACCUCAAUAUGUGUGCAUAAAUUUCUGGACAUUCAUAUGCAUUAAUUGUAGCGGAAUACAUCGGGAGUUCACACAUCGUGUGAAGUCUAUAUCUAUGGCCAAGUUCACAUCACAAGAAGUUUCCGCUCUUCAAGAAGGAGGAAACGAGCGUGCUAAGGAAAUUUAUUUCAAAGAAUGGGACCCACAGCAUCAUUCACUUCCUGAUAACAGUAAUAUCGACAGACUCAGAGAAUUUAUUAAGAACGUCUAUGUGGAUGGAAGAUACACAGGGGAAAGGAGUUUUGACAGGCCACAAAUGGUGAAGGUCAAUGCUGAAGAUUCUUAUGACAAAAGAAAGGUGGAUUCCUUUCGAGAUAUCGUAAGCCCAUCGUUUGAUGGCCGACAUUAUGGUGAACAACCUGGUUCUGCAAGUCUUGCAAAUGACCACAAGAGGAGUCUUGGCCGUUUUGACAUCAUAGAUGAAAAGGGGAGAGAUAAUAAACCUGGUUACAGAUGCCAAGACCAAAAAGUUGUGGAUCAGCAGUUUCCUGACAGUCCAAAGAUUGAGGAGAGAUUACCAAGCCAUCAACCUCUGUCUAAUUCCCCUAAGAUAAAGCCUGUUGAAGUAAUCAACAUUAUUCCACCUGCUCCAAUUGGUCAGCCUAACAAGUCAACUGGGUUUCAAUUCCCUCAUAGUUCUGCCCAAGUACAGAGGACUGCAUCUUUGCCUAGUAGAGGAUCCAAUGUUGGAAUUUCAGCUGAACCAAAGCUUGUAAACUCUGGAAAUUUGAUAGAUUUCGAUGCAGAUCCUAUUGUUCCUGUUGCCAGAGCUUUGGAUCAGUAUGUACCUCAACAAACUACCUCUUUCCCUGCUGAAAGUGGAGGUUGGGCAUCUUUUGAUGAUUCUUCGGCUUUAAAAGUGACCCAGGUAGCUUCAGCUGUAAGCACACCAGAUUCUCUGCUGUCCCAGUUGUCAGUUUCUCAGACUGCUUCUACUGCCAAUGCUCCAAGCAUAUCUAUUGCUAGAGCUGGUUCUUCUCCAAACCAAAGUAAUGCAGGUCAUUGGCCAAUGAUGCACCAGCAUCAGCCUUUUGUAUUCCAUGUUCCUAGUGUUCAGACAAGUAAGCAGCCAUUUAGUGCACCUAUUUUUAGGGCUCCAAACAACCAGCUUAAGUCAAAUUUGCAUGGAGUUAGUGUUCUAACCAGUCAAUCUUCUCAAGUAGUGAACAAAUCACUUCAUGAAACCACUGCUGGAGUUUCAACACAGCCUUCCGCCACAGAGGCCAAGCCUACCGGAAGAAAAGAACUUCCUGCGGAUCUGUUUACCACGGUAUAUCCAUCAGCAUCAGCUCCAUUUCUUGGUUACCAAACACCUCAACGUCUUAUGGGUUAUGGCACACAUUAUCCAACUGCAGUUUUCCCAAAUUUGGCAUCUCUACGCGGAGCAUUACCUUACAUGGAUGGUCACUCAACCAUUUGGCACAGCACAUCCAACUUACCCAUGCAACAGUGGUUGCCCCCGCAACAAAUUUCUAUGCUAGCUCUGCAUCAAUUUCUAUCUUCAGGGCCAUACAUGGUUGAGCAAGGUGGAGGUCCUGUGCCCCGACCACCACCUGGACUUCCCGUGAUGCAUCGAGGAACUGGUGGUUUUAGCACACAAGGAGCUGGGUACCGAUCGGGAACCCCAAAUGCUUUCACUCCUGAUAGCAGAAAUCCGUUCGGAUGAACAUGCAUUGAUAAAACAGUUUCCUAGUUUCUGCCUUGGGUCUCUUUGUUCAUUUCCUGCUAGGCAUAAAGAUUAAAAAGUCAAUUGUACCUAUAUAUGCAUCAAUAAUGAAAUGAACGGGAACUUAUGUUGUGGCCAUUUUCUA
Molecule: messenger RNA, 2428 nt
Organism: Musa acuminata subsp. malaccensis (wild Malaysian banana)
Lineage: Eukaryota; Viridiplantae; Streptophyta; Magnoliopsida; Zingiberales; Musaceae
Source: RefSeq, a predicted model, not a curated record